AUGGAUGCUGGUGUUAUGCAGGACAUCGACGUCUACCCAGCUACCGACGCCAAGGCCAUUGAGACACUCUUCCAUAAUUCCUCAGACUACAUCGAGCAACUCUCAUCAAUCAACUUCUGGGACGACCUGGACCGCUCCGCCGACUCCAGCUUUGUAAACUCUGCUGCUGCAUCUGUUUCGCUCCAGACACCAAGCACUGCUGCUGACUCCCCGGCUUCGACCUCAUCGCUUGACCAGCACAGCCAUUCAGCCUGCAACUCACACAAGCACAAGAUCGCUGGGAGGUCCGCCCCACGAAAGAGAAGGUGCUCCGACAACAAGAAGUCCAAGUUCAGCCAGGACCCGUCUACCUUGGACUGCUCCGACUACUGGCUUCGCUUCGACAGCGACAACGAGAGUCUAGACCCACUGUUCGAAGACGACACUCGGGAGAGCUCGCACGUCAGCUCGCCGGAGCCAGCUCUACCACUGUCAAGGACAAGAACAGUCGGUCGACCCGGCAGCAUCAGCAAAGUGGCUCUUCCGCUCACGGCAAGCGAUCUAAUCGACGAUAGCGCUCUAGAUCACGCGCUGUCGGAUGAGGAUGACCUUUUCUCCAUGGCUCUUGCCGAACAACUAACCAAGAACGAGUCGGCACCCGUGCCUUCGGAAGUGCCUCCACGAGAGAGGCUCUACUCAACACCACUCAGUUGGGAACCACCGCAACCGGGAUACCACAUGGACUACAUGAACGUCGCGCCGUUCAGCGACCCAGAGCGCCAAAGGCUUUUGGCAAUUGCCCUGGGCACGGGGCAAUCAGGAACUCAAGCAGGCUCGCGGCCAGCCACCGGGAUGGACUUUCACUUCGAGAUCAAACAGAGCCCGACAACGAUGAGCGAUACCACCUGCAAUACCCCUGAGCCACGGACCAAGAGCAUUGCAUCGAGACCAGCACCGCCUUCGCGAACCAACUCGGCUGACGCAGUGAACAAAAUGAAGGAGAAGCCGAAAAACAACGACAGGGCGGCACAUAAUGACAUCGAGAGGAAGUACCGUACCAAUCUCAAGGACAAGAUUGCUGAGCUACGUGACGCAAUCCCCUCUUUGCGGUCCCUACCCAAAGACGACGGAGACAAGUCGCCCGUCAACUCUUCAAGGACUGCACCAAAAGGUACGGUGCUGACGAAAGCAACCGAGUACAUCCACCAACUUGAGCGGAGAAAUCGAUCAAUUGCCCAGAAGAACGACGAAUUGGCCCGGAGGCUACAGGCAUUUGAGCAAUUAGUCGGUGCAGUACCUGGCGCGGGUUGGCAGCCCCAGGGCUAUGGGCAAGCCGUCUUCAACCCACGCUUCUCUUAG
Molecule: messenger RNA, 1338 nt
Organism: Anthostomella pinea
Lineage: Eukaryota; Fungi; Ascomycota; Sordariomycetes; Xylariales; Xylariaceae
Source: the annotation of a GenBank genome assembly